AUGAAGGGGAAAUCCAAUAUGGGUUCAUCAUCCAGACGCAACGCUGGUUCGGGUACACCUUCGCCAUCAAAGCAAUCUCACCAUUCUGGCAGUCGGAAAUCUGGCAGAAAGUCAGGCCUCGCCACAAGUGCAAUUUUCGGUGAAGACGAUGAGGAUCUAAGUGAUUUAGACGAUGCAGAAGAUGCAUUGUUUAACUCCCGUCCGAUCCGCUCAAAUGCAUCAAGAACUGGUGCUCGCAGCACAUCAAGAAGUGGCUCUAAUGCCCCCACUUCAUCCAAUAAUAUUCAUUCACCAAAGCGGAAAACGGAACGCAAAAAGGAAGAGAGAAAAGCAUCUGUUCGGAAAGAAACGUACGAUCUCGAUGGGACAGACUCAGAAUUAUCGGAUGCACCAGAAGAAAAUUCAUCGAAUGCAAAGGAUGCAAGAUCCCAUCAAGAGAGCGAUGAUCCAAAUCUGACCGACUCGGAUGAUGACAUGGCCGAAAGAUUGCGGGCAGCAGGUGACGGUGAAUCUUUGCUGGGAUCAGCUAUCUCUGAUCGAGAAGGAGGAGAUACCGACCAGGAAGAAGAAAGAUUCAUUAUCGAAGACGCACGACGUCUCCAAGCAAAAGCGGAUGCACGACGCCAAUGGGAUGGAAGUACACCCCAGAGGGCAGAGAAGUCAGUGUCACCUUCCACACAGAAAAGACGGGCACAACAAGAUGAUGAUCCAUUCCCGGAUAAUGCUAGUGGCUCACUUUCUCCACAAACGCUACAACAGCUAGGUCUGGACGAAUUGUUCGGAGAAGCUGACGGUUUUCAUUCGUCUUCUGAACCAUCAUUCACGGACUUCUUCAUGUCAGAUUCAGAAGAUGGUACAGAUGAUGACGAUAUUGAGCUCGAAGCACGAUCCGAUGAUGAUCAAUUGACUACCGACGAUGAUGAUGAUGAAUCGGACAUUAGUGACAUGGAAGACGGCUUGCUCAGUGCUCCUUUCCUGAGUGAAGCAUUGGCUGCCGGUGCUGGAACACAAUUAAUGCCACACAAUCCGGAUGCUAUUGCCCAAGCCGAUAUUCCUCUUUUGGUAAUCGAAGAUCUAGAUGGACGCUUGAUAUAUGCGCGUGCAGGAGACGGUGAAGCGGUCUUUGGCUCUGACGGUGAAUUUGAAUUUGUCGACGAUAGCGAAGAGGAAAGCGAUGAAGAUGACAUUCAUUUCCCUAUGGACGGUUUCAACGGUACUCGAUGGACCAAUUGGCGCAAUGAUGAUGGGGAUGAAACUGAUGAAGGCGAAACAACGGAUGAGCUUCCCAACGAAGACAUGCCUUUCCCCCGAUUGUUAGUGGGUUCUGUUGCACCACGUGGUGGACGCAAUGCAAGGAGAGCAAGAGCAUUAGCCGCUCGAUCACGUAGAAUAUCUCCUGCUCGCGCUCGAGGUCAUUCACGAGAAAUAAGUGCAACGAAAGAUGUGAUUGAAAAUAUUGAGCAAAAUGCCAAUAUCAAUGAGACAGUCAAAGAACAAAGUGUAGCAGAAGCCGGUAAUGGAAAUUCUGCUACUUUGCAAGACGUCGACUUUUCCAUCUCUACGGAAGAUCUGGCAAGGGACCCACAGGCAACUCUGGAAGCUGCUGCUAAGUCACUUGGUUUGACGGUGGAUGAAGUUGCGCAAUUGGUCAUCGGUUCUGCUGCUUCGACUUCUAAUAAUGCAGAUGGCAAUGUACAAGCAUCUGGAAUCCCCAAUGCAGCAUAUCUCUCCCCUGAGAUGAAUAAUGUUCCGCUUCCAAUUCCUGUUACGCCUGAUCAGCAAAGAUAUCAAGCCUUCAGGCGUGCACCAUUGAUGGGAUCAUUCAUGCCCACUUCAUCAAAAGGCAUACAUAGGGCAGUGAUCGAUGGAUCAAGUCAAGCACCUUCACCCUUCUCAAACAGAUUUGGCACACAACGCAAAGGACUGGCAAAUGGAAAGAAAAGGCAGCCAAGCCAGUCUAUGUCUUCGGCAAAACGUCUACGACGCGAAAGUGCUGCUUCAAUGGCUCUCAAUUCGGAAUACAGUGAGAACCACGAGACUCAGCCUGAAGAGGAUAUGCAUGAAGACAUUGAUGAGAUGGAUUUGGAUGAUGUCAUGGAUGCAUCGAUGAUGUGGCGCGGUUCUUACUCAUCAUCACCGCCUCAUGGGUCCCUCGAAGAGAAGGCUGGUAGCUUAGGAAAGAAAAGUCCAGCUAUGAGGCCUUCAUCCGCCAGAAAAGCGUCGAAUGCAGGUGCUUCGGCUACUUCGCUUGAAAAGUCUACCGGUUUAAACUUGAAUGCCGUUGCAAGAUGGCAUCGUAUCCCAAUGGGCGCUUUCCGCGAUGGUCAAGUUACCGCAUCUCAUGCUGGUUCAUCGUCCAAUGUCAUGGCUAAUCAACAACAACCUUUAGGCUCAUUCUUGUUGACUCGCGCUCGUGGUGGCGGUCAACAUGGUGGUAAGAAUGGAGCUUCUUCUAGAGCGCAAGCAGAACAUUCACCUUUCCGUGGUCGAACCCGAGGUGACUCGAUCCACUUGGGUCAAGCACCAAAGAUGACAACAAUGCGCGAUGCAUUUAUUGUUUCACCUGUCUUAUGGCCUUCGAACAGUAACGGACAAGCAGUUCCAAAUGUCCAAUUGGGUGGUCAUCACCAAGUGAACCAACUUGUUCAAGGUCAAAAUGGUGCAAAUGACACACGGAAGAUGACGACCAGACGAGAGAAGCGUGAACGCAAAGCAAGAAGAGCUGCUUUGAAGUCAGCUUUGGAAUCUGCCGCUACUGAAGACGUGCCUGAUUCAUCCUCUCAAUCACCGUCCACUCAAGUAACCAAUGCCGGAUCCGCCUUGCUUGAUUCUCCUUCGACAGCUUUGCCGAGGUUGAGCAUCACUGAUGCAUCACCUCAUGGAUCACCACUGGCAUCAAAAUCGAAGCUAUUGCCACCAUCUGGUCUGUCAAAAGAGAUUACUGGUGAGAAGGUCAGCGAAUUUGCCGUGCCAGAUAUUGCUGCGUCGGGAAAGAAUAAGGCUAGCGGAGCAAUCGAUAUUCCUUCUUCUUCUGCCUUCUCGUCAUCUCCUUCGUUGACGGGAAUGACACAUGGAAGUCAAGCCGGCGUGACGAAUACGAUGAGCGGAAGUAUGCCUACCACAAGUCCAUCUUCCAGUUUGUCAAGUCAACAUCAACCACCUUCAUCCGUGUUUGGCAUGCCACUCCAUUCACCUUUAUUCGGUUCAAUUUUGAAUCCUACCAACCUCGGCUUUCGUGAUGAUUUAGAUGAGAGGGAUGAAGAAGGAAUCCUAACAAUCUGA
Messenger RNA from Meira miltonrushii, 3282 nucleotides. RefSeq lists its product as uncharacterized. Lineage: Eukaryota; Fungi; Basidiomycota; Exobasidiomycetes; Exobasidiales; Brachybasidiaceae. The record is from RefSeq and is a predicted model, not a curated record. The transcript has a single exon. The coding region runs from base 1 to 3282 and encodes 1093 amino acids.